AUGCUUCGAGGGCCCGCCGCCCUGGCUCCCGCGGCCGGGCCGCUCCCGAAGGGGCUGGCCGCGGUGAGCUCCACCGAAGUGUGGCCGCCCGGUCUCAGCAGCCCACAGCUCCGCCAGACCGCCACCGCCUACUACAACCCGCUGUACCCGCAGACUGUGCCACCCGCCGCGGCGCCCGGCACCUGCCUCGACGCCACCCCCCACGGACCGGAUGGCCAAGCUGUGCGGUGCGCGCCGGCCGGCCGGCUGCCGGCCAAAAGGAAGCUAGACCUGGAGGGGAUCGGGAGACCUGCAAUCCCUGAAUUCCGGACCCCCAAGGGGAAGUGCACUAGGGUUGAUGGCCUCCCUAGCCCCAAAACACCCAAGUCCCCUGGGGAGAAGACUCGAUAUGACACGUCGCUGGGGCUGCUCACCAAGAAGUUCAUUUACCUCCUGAGUGAGUCCAAGGAUGGGGUCCUGGACCUGAACUGGGCAGCUGAGGUGCUGGAUGUGCAGAAGCGACGUAUCUAUGACAUCACCAAUGUGCUGGAGGGCAUCCAGCUCAUCCGCAAGAAGGCCAAGAACAACAUCCAGUGGGUGGGCAGGGGAAUAUUUGAAGACCCCACCCGGCCUGGGAAGCAGCAGCAGCUGGGGCAGGAGCUGAAGGAACUGAUGAGCAUGGAGCAGGCCCUGGACCAGCUCAUUCAGAGCUGUUCUGUGAACUUCAAACACCUGACCGAGGACAAGGCCAACAAGAAGCUGGCCUACGUGACUUACCAGGACAUCCGGGCAAUCGGCAACUUUAAGGACCAGACAGUGAUCGCUGUCAAGGCCCCUCCGCAGACAAGACUGGAAGUGCCUGACAGGAGUGAGGAGAACCUGCAGAUAUACCUGAAGAGCACCCAGGGGCCUAUCGAAGUUUACCUGUGCCCGGAGGAAGUACAGGAGCCAGACAGUCCUGCCAAGGAGCCCCUCCCCCCUACUUCCACCCUCAGCCCCAGCCCUGACUGCACCCAGCCCAGCAGCAGCAUCAACUCUGGCAUCCCGGAACCCACGGCAUCCCCAGCGCCAGCGCCGACUUCCCAGCAGGUCCUGCCUCCGCCACCGCCACCGCCACCACCGCCACCGCCACCCCUACCCCUGGUCCCCCUGGAGGCCACUGACAGCAUGCUGGAGCUGCCACACCCGCUUCUGCAGCAGACAGAGGACCAGUUCCUGUCCCCGACGCUGCCCUGCAGCUCCCCGCUGAUCAGCUUCUCCCCACCCUUGGACCAGGACGACUACCUGUGGGGCCUGGACGGGGGCGAGGGCAUCAGUGACCUCUUCGACUCCUAUGACCUCGGGGACCUACUGAUUAAUUGAAUGGCCCUGUCCCCACAGCCCUCCCCUGUUUCUACCUCCUCACCGACCGACUGACAGGCCCCUACCUGCGUAGGGACGGCAAACGCAGGGCGCUGCCCUCAGGGUGGAGGGGGUCCCCGCCUCUCCUUUCCUAACCCUGCAGACU
Molecule: messenger RNA, 1486 nt
Organism: Condylura cristata (star-nosed mole)
Lineage: Eukaryota; Metazoa; Chordata; Mammalia; Eulipotyphla; Talpidae
Gene: E2F2
Product: E2F transcription factor 2
Exons: 7
Coding region: 1-1341 (446 amino acids)
Biological process (GO): regulation of transcription by RNA polymerase II
Cellular component (GO): RNA polymerase II transcription regulator complex
Molecular function (GO): protein dimerization activity; RNA polymerase II cis-regulatory region sequence-specific DNA binding; DNA-binding transcription factor activity, RNA polymerase II-specific
Source: RefSeq, a predicted model, not a curated record